GAUUGUUUUGCUAGAUAUGUCAGCUUACAAAGGACAUCUCUCUCUUCUUUAAAACCUCUCCAAAAUGUCCUUUCCCAACAGCUCUCCUUCUGCUAACACGUUUUUGGUAGACUCUCUGAUUGGUGCGUGCAGAACAGACAGUUUCUAUUCCAGCAGCAACAUGUAUAUGCCAUCCAGUGCAGAAUUGGGAAGUUAUGGAAUGCAAACCUGUGGACUCCUGCCGUCUCUUGGCAAACGGGGGGAAGUAAACCACCAAAAUAUGGGCAUGAACGUCCACUCGUACAUACCUCAGAUUGAUAACUGGGCAGAUCCGAGCAGGUCCUGCCGAAUAGAGCAAGCGUCUAACCAGAUGCCCACUUGCACGUUUUCACAAAACAUAAAAGAGGAGAGCAACUGCUGCAUGUACUCCGACAAGAGAGCAAAGGUCAGCUCGUCCGAGAUGCCCGCGUACUCAAAUCUGAUCUCCGAGCCGUGCAGUAGCGUUGAAGGUCCGGAGAUUCCGGUCCCGGGUUACUUCAGACUCAGCCAAACUUACACGACGGCGAAAAGUCAGGACUACAGCCACGAGACGGCCAGUCCAAACACGUUGAUGCAGUUGAACCGGCUGACUCCCAAACCACAAUCUACGCCUUUCGUCGAGGUGGAGAAGAAACUGGCGGAGAUUCCGCGCGAGCAGGAGCCGAGCCCCCCGACCGCAGCGCGAAGCCCCGAGCCCAAGGCGAGCUCUCAAGAGGAGAAGAACUGCUCUACUGAGGCGUCUGUCUCCAGCCCGGAAUUGCCACACAAGGAAGCGAAAGAGUGCAAAACAGAUACACCGACCAGCAACUGGCUGACUGCGAAGAGCGGUAGGAAAAAGAGAUGCCCGUAUACAAAACACCAGACCUUGGAGUUAGAAAAGGAGUUUUUAUUUAACAUGUACCUGACUCGAGAGCGCCGUCUAGAGAUCAGCAAAAGCGUCAACCUCACCGACAGACAAGUGAAGAUCUGGUUCCAAAACCGCAGGAUGAAGCUCAAGAAGAUGAGCAGAGAAAACCGAAUCCGGGAACUUACCUCAAACCUCACUUUCUCCUGAGCAUGCAAACAAGUGCAUCCCCCCAGCCACCCAGAAAAAAAAUCACGCUCUGCCUCUUUCUGUUUCUGUUCAAAAUAGUUUAAAAAUGAUGCUGUCGAACAUGAACAUGGGACGUUGUCUUAUUUCACCUUCACAUACUGUGAUUGUUGCUACGUAAAAAAUAGUGUUUUUUAAAUUCUAUUUACUUGAUGGUAUUCAAGUGACAUUAUUAAAGUUAUGCAUUGUGUAUAGCCUCUGUUCCACAGGGUAUGAAGUGGUCUUAACUUAUGAAACUUAAAGAAACACAAAGUCGUUGUGUGUUUGUUUUCAUUGAGGACAAAAGAUAACGCCGUACGGGACAGCAAGCACUGAAAUCCACGGGAAACAUGACUUUGGACCUGAAAGCACACGUACUGUUUCUAAGCGAAGCCUGUCCGAUCUCCUCCGGCUGAACUUGUACAUUUAUGUGAAAUCUCGCCGUAUAAAGGGUUCUGUAUAGUAAAUGUGAAAUCUGUUACCAUAUGUACCUCCAGUGCAUGUUUGUGGCAUGUAUCCUGUAAUAAAUAGACUGUCAAAAUA
Messenger RNA from Colossoma macropomum (tambaqui), 1630 nucleotides. RefSeq names its product homeobox D10a (gene hoxd10a). The record is from RefSeq and is a predicted model, not a curated record. Gene Ontology annotation, molecular function: DNA-binding transcription factor activity, RNA polymerase II-specific; RNA polymerase II cis-regulatory region sequence-specific DNA binding. The transcript has 2 exons. The coding region runs from base 65 to 1072 and encodes 335 amino acids. Lineage: Eukaryota; Metazoa; Chordata; Actinopteri; Characiformes; Serrasalmidae. Gene Ontology annotation, biological process: regulation of transcription by RNA polymerase II. Gene Ontology annotation, cellular component: nucleus.